Molecule: messenger RNA, 1366 nt
Organism: Pomacea canaliculata
Lineage: Eukaryota; Metazoa; Mollusca; Gastropoda; Architaenioglossa; Ampullariidae
Exons: 6
Coding region: 192-800 (202 amino acids)
Biological process (GO): iron ion transport; intracellular iron ion homeostasis
Cellular component (GO): cytoplasm
Molecular function (GO): ferrous iron binding; ferric iron binding
Source: RefSeq, a predicted model, not a curated record
AUGUGAUAACGUUUACUGUCCAUUGGUUAACACGCGAAAUAAGCUGAUGGGCUACCUACUGCGACUGAACUUUUGCUAGCUUGAUAUCGAAGUGUUGGCCCUGAAACUUGAGGACUGUUGGAGUGAGUGGUAGUCAAGUCAGGUAAGCAAUAGUUUUCGCCUGACACGUUCAGGGUUUCGUUCAUCAAAUAAUGGAGCGGAGUACUUGGGUGGUUUUUGGAGGUCUCGCUAUUUUCCUGGCUGUGUUCCUGCAGCUGACUGUGCUGCAAGGCAGCAGGGCGCAAGUUGAGGUUUACCCUCGAUCGACGAGAGCAGGCGGAUGCCCACCGUUUCAAGCGCCAUAUACCUCCGUGGGUCGGUACCACUGUAUCAAAAAGCGGGCCAGCACUUUAUACAACUGUAAGCUGAACUGUCCCGCCAACAUGCGGCCUGAACCACAGCGGCAGCAGCUGACAUACAAAUGUACUGGAGGACGAUGGGUGUCUUCACACGAUGACCGCACCCAGUGUGUCGCACGAAGGUCUGUAAAUCUUGUUGAACAACGACUGGCUUCGCCUGCCCUGUUGAACCAGCUUUUAGAGCUCUACCUCAAUCACAGUUACACAUAUUUUGCCAUGGCCUACUUCUGCGAUAGGGCUGAUGUUCAGCUGCCUGGAUUCCAAAAGUUCUUUCUAGGAAUGUGGCAAGCCAGCACAGAUAUGACCAGAGACCUCCUGAGUUACAUCAAUAAACGUGGAGGGUGGUUCAGCUUGAGGAUGUGCACAGGCCACAAGUGGUUGAGAAGCUUCAUCUUGGACUAGAGGACAAAAAAGUGGGUUUGGUGGCCAUGGAAACAGCCUUGGAUAUGGAGCAUGAAUCACAUACAUUACUUCUUGAAAUCAUGAAGAAAAUUGAAGAUGGACCAGUCAAUGAUCCACAUUUGAUGCACCUACUAGAAGACACACAUCUUGAAUACAAGAUUAAGAUGAUCAAGAAAAUUGCUGACAUUGUUGCCAACCUCCGUUCUUUUGUGGCCACUGGAGAAGGUGAUUAUGAAUUAGGAGAAUAUGAGAUUGAUAAUAAUCUGCAAUGAACUGUGUGACUUACUCUGCUUUCUGCAGAUGUGUUAUACUCAAAAUUGCCAUUAUACUAAGAAAUGUGUCAGCAUGCAAGACAGGCUUAAGGCAUAUUAAAUGAAAACUAGUUUGGACAAAUUAAUCCUUUACAAGAUGAAAUGCAAUGCAAAAAAAAAAUAAUAAUUUUCUCACCACGAAACUCUCACUGCUGUACCCAAAAGAGGCAUUACUUUUGUGAAAUGCAGGUGGUAUUUUGGAGGGAAAGUGAUGCAUAACAAUAUGUUUAACUAUAAAACAGCAAGCAUGCAUUA